Syngnathus acus (greater pipefish) is the source of this 1520-nucleotide messenger RNA. It is a transcript of the gene atpaf2, whose product is annotated as ATP synthase mitochondrial F1 complex assembly factor 2. The record is from RefSeq and is a predicted model, not a curated record. Bases 217 to 1077 code for a protein of 286 amino acids. Lineage: Eukaryota; Metazoa; Chordata; Actinopteri; Syngnathiformes; Syngnathidae. Gene Ontology annotation, biological process: mitochondrial proton-transporting ATP synthase complex assembly. The transcript has 9 exons. Gene Ontology annotation, cellular component: mitochondrion.
UUUUUUCGUGUUGUAUAAGAGUGCAAAUAGUAACUUGGAAAACUACAAUUCCCUACUCUUAAAAACUCACUACGCCAGUGCUGUCAGACUACGUAGAAGGUCACACGCGUGCUUGAGAACUCAGAGGCUGCAACUGAGAUAAAAAAUUAAAAAAAAACUCUGUCAGUCGACUUAUUACACGGCUAACCUAGCUUAAGAUUUCACAUCAUCGCUGCAAUGUUUAGAAGCCUUGCAAGACUCCACCAUCAGUUCGGAAAAGCACUGUCGCAGUGUAAAACACGCACGAAGCCUCAAAACUUCGAAUGCUCGUUAAAAUACUCCUCAUCGGCCGCGACAGAGAGAAAACGAUUUUAUCAGGACGUCAGUAUAUCUCAAGGUGAAGGAGGUUUAUUUGAGAUAAACCUAGACCGAAGGAAGCUGAAAACUCCUGGAGGAAAGCUGUUCACGGUGCCAAAUGAAGCCCUCGCCAUCGCCGUGGCAACUGAAUGGGAUGCUCAAAGGGAUACGCUCAAGUUUUACACCAUGCACAUGACAACACUUUGCAACACUGCUUUGGACAAUCCCACACAACGCGACAAGGACCAAAUGAUCAGUGCGGCAUUGAAGUUUCUGGAGACAGACACUGUUUGUUACAGAGUUGAAGAGCCCUACGGUUUGGUUGAUCUACAGAAGAAUGAAUGGGACCCUGUAUUGCAAUGGAUUGAGAACAGAUAUAACGUAAUUAUCGGGUCCUCGUCCAAUAUUAUGGGCCCAGACAUCCCUCAGGCUACCAAAGAGACAUUCUGCCAACAUCUCAAAUCAUACAACUUCUGGUCUCUCACAGGACUUGAGUACGUCAUCACCCAGCUGAAGUCUGUCGUGUUAUCACUUGGGAUGAUUGACAGACAUUUGAGUGUGGAGCAGGCUGUGCUGCUCUCUAGGCUGGAGGAAGAAUACCAGAUUCAGUGCUGGGGAAACGUGGAGUGGGCUCACGACUAUGACAUGUACGAGCUAAGGGCUCGCACUGCUGCCGGCGCUCUGUUUGUUCACCUCUCGUCUGAGAGUUCGACUGUCAAACGCAAACUUUUGCAGGAUUGAGAGGAAGCUAAAAGAACAAAAUGCAAGCUUCCAGAUCAAGUGACUCAACACAAUGUAUGACUCAAAUAGUAUAUAUCCUGUUAACUUUAUUCUGUAUUGACAGCUGCUCAGUCUCUCACCCAUUGUGCUCAUCUCCACCCUUCAAAAUACAUUCUUUGUCUGACAGACACCAAAUGUGUGUGUGUGAGUUAGAGGAGCCCAUCCCAGCUAACCUUUGGGUUUCCAGCCAGCUGUCUACUACAUUGAAACAUGCUAAAUGUGUGGAGAAUGCAUUAAAUAUUUCUGACCAAUAGAUUUGCAGGAGCUACCACAAUAUGCAUAUAAAAUGCACAUCAAUACAGUCAAAUCGUAAUGGUUAUUUAAAGUUGCAAAGCAGACAAUUAAAAAAAACAGUAAUACUUUCUUGCUACAAAAUCAGAAAAAGAAACACAACCAUAAAACAA